AAGGUCAUGCCUCAAGUUAAUCUACACAUUUCCGAUGAAGGAAAUGAUCUUCAAUGUAUGAUUAACAAGGCUUCCUCCUGGUCACAUCUCUUGCGGACAAUAAGCUACUGCUUUCGUUUUGUACACCGUCUUCGCUGCAAGGAACGCCUGUCAUCGUUUUUAUCAUCAUGGGAGCUUCAAUAUGCACGCUCUAGGAUAAUCAAACACGUUCAGAUGGAGUUCUUCCAAGUGGAGUACAAGCAGCUAAGCACUGGACGACCACUUUCUCAAAAAUCCAAACUGAUUCGCUACACUCCAUUUAUUGACGACCAAGGAACAAUGCGCGUAGGAGGACGCAUUGACAAUUCAAUGGCAACUUACGAGGCAAAACAUCCCAUACUUCUACCAAAGGAAUCACCAGUCGCUGUUUUAUUAGCUAGACACCAGCACGUCACAUCGCUACACGCUGGAGUUGAAUUUAUGUUCCACACUUUGAGACAGAAGUAUUGGAUUCUCGGUGCCCGCAACAUAGUCCGGAAAAUCGUAUUCAACUGCAAGAUUUGUUUCCUCCAGCGUAAAGGUACGAGCACACAACUCAUGGCUGAUCUUCCCGCUUUUCGGGUUCAGCCCACCCGCUGUUUUCUGCAUUCUGGAUUGGAUUACGCUGGACCAGUUAUUAUCAAGACAUCGCUUUCAAACGAUUCUGGUCUCGACGUGGCCCUAUAUCCGACUUAUACUCAGACAAUGGCACAACAUUCCACGGAGCCAGACGGGAAUUAACGGAAAUGCAACGGAUGGCUGUAUCUCAAAGUCAAGAUGAGGACAUUGCAAGUUUUCUGACGAGUCAGGAAAUCAACUGGCACUUCAUUCCGCAGUCUGCCCCGCAUUUUGGAGGUAUUUGGGAGACUGGCGUACGAUCAAUUAAACUUCACCUUCGCCGAGUAAUUGGGAGCAGUGCAUUAACUUUCGAAGAAUAUUCCACCGUUUUAACCCAGAUUGAGGGUCUACUAAACUCUCGCCCACUGUGCGCUCCCAGCGAUCACAGCCUGGAUCCCCUUACCCCCGCUCAUUUUCUUACAGGUCAACCUCAUAUGUCGGUGCCAGAGCCAUCGUUCUUGGACGUGAACAUUAACAGACUGCAGCGUUGGAGACAGCUGCAAGCCAAGGUUCAAGGGUUCUGGAAACGUUGGAAUCUUGAAUACCUUUCUUCCUUGCAGUCGCGCACCAAAUGGCAGCAGGAGACCAACAACAUAACAGUGGAUACGCUUGUGGUACUGAAGGAGCCGAAUCAACCUCCUAGCAAGUGGCUGCUUGGCCGCAUCACCGAAGUUCAUCCUGGUCAAGACGAGAGAGUUCGAGUGGUCACCGUAAAAACUGCCCGAGGAGUGUACAAGAGACCUAUCACCAAAAUUGCUGUGCUUCCCUUUAACUGAACAUUCGUUCAGGGGGGCCGGUAUGUUGAGGAAUUAAUCGCUUAGUUUUAAGUCAAUAUUCAUUCAUAUAAGAGUUGCCCUAAUCAUAUGCUCGCGAU
Messenger RNA from Drosophila obscura, 1510 nucleotides. RefSeq lists its product as uncharacterized. Bases 7 to 759 code for a protein of 250 amino acids. The transcript has 2 exons. NCBI's taxonomy places the organism in Eukaryota, Metazoa, Arthropoda, Insecta, Diptera, Drosophilidae. Gene Ontology annotation, molecular function: nucleic acid binding. The record is from RefSeq and is a predicted model, not a curated record.